AUGAUAACGGAGGUGCUCUCGAGGCCUUCGGGGGCCCGGGCCCCCCCCAGAAACUCUCAGAAGAUUCCUCCAGAGAAUGUUGGUGAGGCGGCAAGCAGCAACAGCAGCAGCAGCACUCUGAACAUCAGCAGCAACAACAAGCCCAGAAUCAAGGAUCAUGGGAGGAAGAGAGGUACCCACAGCUGCUGUCCUUCCGCACGAAACCUGUGGCUGCUAAAGCCGCUGCUGCAUCGUGCUCAAGAGGUUUUUACUGCAGUUGAGUCAGAGCUGCAGCAAACUCUGCACGAGCAGCACCACCAUAUCGCUGCUACUGCUGUGCGGGACCUUCAAGCCUUUGCCGACCUCUUGUCAUCGCUCGUUUGUAGCCAGGAGGGCCCGCAAGAAUUGCUUCAAGGAGGAUCAUCAGAGGGACCCUUGCAGCCCCGUUCAGCAGCAACAGCGCCAGCAUCGGGGGUGGAUGCGAGCUUCCUCGCAAAGCUAGCAGCAACUACAGAAACAGCAACAACGGCUGCACCACCAGCAACAGCGUGUGGGUCCUGGGUCUCUCCAACCGUAGUGUGUCCUGGCGCGCAACUCCGUAGACCAGAUGGAAGUCCCAUACAGCAGCACGAGCAGCAGCAUCUGCAGCUGCACGAGCAUGACCAGAAGCAACAGGAGCCUAAGCAGCAGCCUCAUGUGGACCACCUGGGCAAUGCACGCGUCGAAAAAAGGCGAAGGGCCCCUUCUAAGCAGACUCAGGAAACUGCAGAUCAACCCACAGCUGGUGUUGCACUGGCUGUUUUAACACCAGCAACAGCAGAACCACAGCAGAGCAGACGACGACGAGAUAGUCCACGGGACGACGGGACUGUGCCUGCUGCUGCGGCAGCUGGUGCUGCUGCUGUUGAGCCGCCAGCGACUGCCGCUGCACCUGCUGCUGGACGCAUGCAACGGCCAACUGGAGCAACGCCUCAUUCCACGCCGCCGCCUUCCCAAGCAGCAGCAGCACCCCCUCCUCCUCCACCUCCUCCCCCGUUUGCUGCAGUACCGCCUCCACCUCCGCCUCCUCCCGUGGCGUGUUGGGCUGCAACAGGACCACCAGCAACAACAGCGACAGCAGCAGUUGACUCUCGGCAGAUGAAUACCGUUUCUGUCGCAGUACCAGGCCUCUCUUCGGAGGCAUUGGCGGCGUUAAGUUCUCUCAGCGAGAGGGAGCGCGAGGAGACAGUUGAAAUCCUCAAUGCGCUGUCUCUUCCCCCGCUUCUAACGCCAACUCAGCAGCGGCAUGCUGAUGGCCCAGCAGGGCCUCACAAAGGCUCGGAUGGUCUUAUUGCCCCUGCUGACGGGGAUAAGGGGAUUGGCGAAAGAGCAACCCUCAACUCUAGGCUGCAGAAGCGCCAGCAACAAGAAACGCAGUCGGCGGUAUUUAACGGUUCAAGCAAAGGAGGCACUCCCCCCGCUGCAGGGGCACCGUUGGCCUCCGAGAGCGCAGGGGCCAGUACAGGGGGCCUUCCUGGGGUCAUCUCGUGUGUAUCAAGGUCGACGGAGGCGUGCAAGAUCGGCGGUAGCUCCGACGCUGAAGAAGGAGAGAUAUCCGACUACGGCCUUGACAGACCAUCCGUUCCUCCUGCUGCUCUGCAAAACGCUGCUGGAGAUGGAACUGGAGACGGUGUGAGGGAAGAGCAGCAUCAGGAGCAGCAACAGGCAAGAAUAUCUCGGCUUCCAAUAGCAGGCGAAGCUACCUACCGGCGCGAAAGUGGAGGGUGCAGUAAUCCGGCUGACACAGGGGAUUGUGGGGGAUCAUUUUCUGCUGAAACUGUCCCUUCUUCGCCCAGGACGGCUUCGCAAGGCGUGGGGACCCCGGACUCGAGCCUACUGGAUGCGCUGAUCGCGGCGAGGCCCCUUUCUUCAGAGGCGGUGUUAUGCAAUUUGUACAGCUUGAAGAAAUGCGAGGCGUCAAGACCACAGCAGCAACUCCAUCGCAAGCAAAAGAGAAGAACCCAGGAGGCUCAAGAAAGGCACCGCCAAAGGUGGGCGCAGAUACAGCAGAGGAGGGCCCAAGCAGCCGCUAGGAGACAGCAAGUGAAGGGAAAUGAAUUCGGCAGGGAGGAAGACGGAAGCAGCCACUGCACUGGAGAAAAGGCCGCCCGCUUGCCCUUGACCCCUCUAACUCAUUGCUAA
Eimeria maxima is the source of this 2160-nucleotide messenger RNA. RefSeq lists its product as hypothetical. The transcript has a single exon. Bases 1 to 2160 code for a protein of 719 amino acids. The record is from RefSeq and is a predicted model, not a curated record. NCBI's taxonomy places the organism in Eukaryota, Apicomplexa, Conoidasida, Eucoccidiorida, Eimeriidae.